AUGGCAUUGGAACUUCUCGCGAUGCUCACACGUAUGCGCACGCAGAUGGGUCGCGCCUUCAACAAGGCACCUGGUCCUGGGUCCGUCUCCGCGCAGGUCCGAUCGAUAGCAGACCGUAACGAGGCCCUUGGGGUCCCUGCUAUACCAGGAGAGGCUUCUGUGUACAUUACAAAGGAUGAUGCGAGGGAGGCUCAGCAUGCUGAAUCGACAAUACAUGGCGGAAAAUUCCCUCGCGGUGGGAUUGUGGCAGAGAUGCAGCUGAUACUGGUCUAG
Messenger RNA from Aspergillus eucalypticola CBS 122712, 273 nucleotides. RefSeq lists its product as uncharacterized. NCBI's taxonomy places the organism in Eukaryota, Fungi, Ascomycota, Eurotiomycetes, Eurotiales, Aspergillaceae. The record is from RefSeq and is a predicted model, not a curated record. The coding region runs from base 1 to 273 and encodes 90 amino acids. The transcript has 3 exons.